AGGUCAAACGAGUAACAUACCAAACAUGAUUUUGGAAGUUGCAGAGAGAGAGAGAGAGAAGGGUAGGUAGGUGGUGGCUACUUAUACUAUAAUUACACUUAUUGCCACCAUUCACCAACCAAACCAAACCAAACACACUUUACUUUUUUCUCUUUCUGAAUUCUCAAAGCCUCAACUUAAUAACCAAACUUGUUAGUAUAUUUCAUUCAUUCCAUUGUUUCUAAAUCUCAUUCUAUUCCUAAUUCCAAAUGGCUUCUUCUCUUUCCACCAAACCAUUCCUCACAGCUUCCAGAACCGAUGCUUUCUCCGGCUUCGCUCCUCUCAAUUCUGAUCUCCGAUCUCUCUCCUCCGUCUACCUCCAAGUCUCACUCCGUCCUCGCUUUCCAAAGAAACUCCAGAUAAAUGCAGCUGGGAGUACCUAUGGAAAUCACUUUCGGGUCACAACAUAUGGAGAAUCUCAUGGAGGAGGUGUUGGUUGUGUUAUUGAUGGAUGUCCUCCUCGCAUCCCUCUUUCCGAAGCUGACAUGCAAGAGGAUCUUGAUAGAAGGAGGCCAGGUCAGAGCCGAAUUACAACUCCUAGAAAGGAGACUGAUACGUGUAAAAUAUUUUCAGGAGUCUCUGAAGGACUUACUACUGGAACUCCAAUCCAUGUAUUUGUACCCAAUACUGAUCAAAGAGGGCACGACUACAGUGAGAUGUCAUUAGCUUAUAGGCCUUCCCAUGCAGAUGCAACUUAUGACAUGAAGUAUGGUGUCAGAUCAGUUCAGGGUGGUGGUAGAUCUUCUGCAAGAGAAACCAUUGGAAGGGUUGCUUCUGGUGCUGUUGCUAAGAAAAUCCUCAAGAACUUUUCUGGAACUGAGAUUUUUGCUUAUGUCUCCCAAGUUCACAAGGUUGUUCUUCCUGAGGACCUAAUUGAUAAUUACAAUCUGACACUUGAUCAGAUUGAGAGUAACAUUGUUCGAUGUCCAGACCCUGAAUAUGCUGAGAAGAUGAUAUCUGCUAUUGAUGCUGUCCGAGUGAGAGGUGAUUCUGUUGGUGGUGUUGUAACAUGCAUUGUGAGGAACUGUCCACGUGGUCUUGGUUCACCAGUAUUUGACAAACUUGAAGCUGAGCUGGCUAAAGCUGUUAUGUCAUUGCCUGCAACUAAGGGCUUUCAAUUUGGUAGUGGGUUUGCAGGUACCUUUUUGACUGGGAGUGAACACAAUGACGAGUUCUAUAUAGAUCAACAUGGAAGGACAAGGACAAGAACAAACCGCUCUGGUGGGAUACAGGGUGGAAUUUCCAAUGGGGAAAUCAUUAACAUGAGAAUAGCUUUCAAGCCAACAUCGACUAUUGGUAAAAAGCAAUUUACAGUGACUCGAGAUAAAAAAGAAACAGAGCUGAUAGCCCGUGGUCGCCAUGAUCCUUGUGUUGUCCCAAGAGCUGUACCCAUGGUAGAAGCCAUGGUAGCAUUGGUGCUUGUGGACCAAUUGAUGGCACAAUAUGCACAGUGUAAUCUGUUUCCCGUAAACUCAGAUUUGCAAGAAUCCUUGUUGCCCGCGUUAGAGCGAGAAGAAGUGCCCCUUUGAAAGAAGAUGAAGGGGGUACAUAAAUCAGUUAUUGGCCUUAUAUUAAAAUCUUCAUUCUGGCAAGCGUUUAGUUGGCAAUUAUUUCACUUUGAUGACAAGUCCAAGUUUCCAUCUUUAGGACAAUUCCUGGUCUCUGCAUCAUCUCAUUCUGGCGGAUGUAUUUUUUGGGGUGCUAUCUAUCGUCUUGUAUUAAUGUAAGGUUAAAAUAUGUUUCUUUGUAUUUUCUCCUUUUCAUAUUUCUUGUGAACACUGUUUCUAGAAUGCCUUGCUGCGAAAGCACCAAGUUAGAUGUAUUCUUAUAGUGAAUUGGUAUAUUUUUCUUGUAAGAAAUGUAACAGUUUUUGAAGGUCUUAUUUCUUAUAAAUGCUGCUAUGCAUUUCAAUAAAUGAAGCUUUGGCAA
Gastrolobium bilobum is the source of this 1968-nucleotide messenger RNA. Its product is annotated as chorismate synthase, chloroplastic. The record is from RefSeq and is a predicted model, not a curated record. Gene Ontology annotation, biological process: aromatic amino acid biosynthetic process; chorismate biosynthetic process. The transcript is spliced from 13 exons. Gene Ontology annotation, molecular function: FMN binding; chorismate synthase activity. Lineage: Eukaryota; Viridiplantae; Streptophyta; Magnoliopsida; Fabales; Fabaceae. Gene Ontology annotation, cellular component: cytosol. The coding region runs from base 249 to 1568 and encodes 439 amino acids.